AAAUUAAUCAAAUAAAUAAACUAAACAUAACCUCACUUUAACUUAUUAGGAUUAAUCUCAAAUUUAUCUUAAAUAAUGAGUAUUGAGCCAACGGGGAGUGAUAUUUUAGAUCAAUAUAGAGCCACAUCGAAUAAAUUAAGAAAGAGAUUUUUAAGAAAACCCAACUUAACGGAAGCUUGUGAAUCUUUCACUGCUUUGGGUCAACACUGCCAAAAUGAAGAACUUCCUUCAUACGCGGGGCUUUCUUAUAUAGCAGCGGCGAGGUGUGAAGGUUCCUUAGGGAAUAUAUCCGGAGAAACUUGGAGUUUAAUGAAAGCGGGGCGUCAAUUUUUAUCUGCGGAAUUAAACAACAAAAAGCUUGAAUGUCCAAGUAUUUGCAACGAAAAUCUCCAAGCGGCGAUAAGUUGCUUCACACACGCCUCCAGUCGAAAUUCGGAGAAAUCACCCUUAAAUAUAUGCGUCGAUUUCGAGAUAAUUGAAUCGUUAAAUCGAUUAGAUCUCGAUGGAGUUAAAGAAAUGUACUUAAAAGAUGCGAUCGAGCUCUCAGAGGAUUCCCUCGAUACAAAAAUUUUUUGUUUGAGUUCUGCAGCAAACGAUUCAAUUGAAAACGAGGAUUACACGUCGGCUUUGGAAUAUUUCACGGAAAUUUUUAAUAUUAUCGAGAAAAGCCCGAUUAACGGGGCAAGAUCUGAUGUUUUAUUGGAUGCGGAGAUUUCUCGAGUCUUUUUGUUAUUAAUUUUAAGGCCGAGUCCGCAUAAAUUAACGCAAAAUUUAGCGCAAGUUUUGGAAAAGUAUACUUGGGGUGAUAAAAAGAACCAAAACUCAAUUAGUUAUGGAAUCUCCGAAGAUUUAUUUAUUUUGUUACAAUCAAUCGUUUUAACGUGUCAAUCGUUGGAUUAUUCGACGCUUCCGGAUUUGGAAGCGCAACUUUGGAAAUAUCUUAAUGUGAAACAACGGGAUCUGUUGAGAAAUCUCAUUAAAACAUAUGUUUAAUUAGAAGGAAGAACAAAUAGUUUUUAAUUUAAAAUAUCUUUAUUAUAAUAUUAUAGAGGUGGAAUACAGCAAUUAUUCUUUUUU
Onthophagus taurus is the source of this 1077-nucleotide messenger RNA. It is a transcript of the gene Hap40, whose product is annotated as Huntingtin-associated protein 40 kDa. Gene Ontology annotation, biological process: vesicle cytoskeletal trafficking. The record is from RefSeq and is a predicted model, not a curated record. NCBI's taxonomy places the organism in Eukaryota, Metazoa, Arthropoda, Insecta, Coleoptera, Scarabaeidae. Gene Ontology annotation, molecular function: protein binding. Gene Ontology annotation, cellular component: early endosome.